AGCGCUAACCUUGCAUCUCGUACAACGGUAGAACCAGUGUAUGCAUUUGUAUCCCAUUGGAAACAUUGAUAUUGUAUCACAUUAAUCUUCUACAGAGAAAUAUGUCACAUGAAGGAACGUAAUAAGGAAACAAAUCCCACGGUAAAAUAUCUAUUGUCAAUCUUUUCAAUUACACACUGGAUCCAGAGUAAAAGGAACACAGUUCGGCGGAAAGAUGGCGGAGAGUUCGGGAGAUUCGGAGCGGGAAGGAAAGGCGAUUCGAGUUGGCAUCUUAACAGUGAGUGACAGCUGUUUCUCAGGCCAGGUGGAGGAUAAGAGUGGACAAAACUUGAAAUCCCUGAUAGAGGAGAAGAAAUUAAUUAAUGGAGAAGUUUGUGUGAAGGAAAUUGUACCAGAUGAAGUUCAAAGGAUAAAGGAUCUCCUCAUAGACUGGACAGACAACCUCAAGCUGGACCUGAUCCUGUCCACAGGGGGAACUGGCUUCACUGCACGUGAUGUCACGCCAGAGGCUACUAAGGCAGUGCUGGACAGAGAUGCUCUGGGAAUCACCGUGGCCAUGUUAACCGGCUCUCUCAACAUCACACCAUUGGCGAUGCUGUCAAGGUUGACCUGUGGCAUCAGGAAGAGUACUCUCAUCAUCAACCUGCCUGGCAGCACCAAAGGGUCAGAGGAAUGUUUCCGGUUUGCUGCAGUGGGUGUAUCCCAUGCUGUAGACCAGCUGCAGGGAUCGCGAGAGAGUGUGAGGUCAACACAUGCAGACCUUCAGGAGGAGGGCAUCCGCUCCACCGAACCAGGACAGAUUCAGCACACCUCGGAUGAAAGUAUGGACAAUUCAGUUGAGAGUCUUAACCAGGCACCAGAUAUUUCGGAUCCUGUCAUGGAUGCUGAAUUUCCUGGAACGGUUUCAUUUGAUGCCCUCGACACGCAUCCAUUGUCCAACUCCACUCCAAUCAUACCGGACUCCAACAUAGCAGCACCAAUGUCUCCUGGUUCUAACUGUCAAACACAAAACAUCACUGAAGUACCCCAUCAUUCCGAGACACUGAAUAAGGGAAAUAACUCCCAACCAGAAGAGUUCACCCAGCUUUGUUUUCAAACUGAUCAGCCCAACUCGAACCUUACUGAGGAACCGCUGACAAUCAUUGCUAUGGUGCCCAAUCAGAGUCACAUCACUCAGCAGUCGUUUGACAAACAGACCAAAGACAUCACUGAGCUGUUUCAGCUCCAAGGCAGCUUUGUUGAUUCCAGUGAAGCAGUUCUUGCUUGUAAAACACCAGAGUUGCGACCUGAGAUCCAGUGUUCUGAUGUACCUGAGAUGUUAACAAUGCCUGAGUUGAGGACUCAGCCAGAAAACAGGCUGGACAGACAUGGUGUUGGGAUUUGUGAUACACAUGGGGAUGUGUAUGAGUUUAAUGAAGAGGCUGAUCGCGUUCGACCAGCUGCAGGCAAUGUUCAGUCAAACACGUCUAAUUCAGAGGAGCCGAUCCUUCGUGCCAAGCUUCACAAGAGUGCAGAUGAUGGGGAGGUAACUCAUGUGGAAGUGGGGUCUGCAGUAAAAACCUUUUUACGAACUCAUCCAGCAAUCCGAGGCAUAUACUUGAACAAAGGCAAGCGUGAUGUGAAACGCAACCUGGUGCAGAUGAGGAGAGAGACAUUGGCAGUGGAUGUGGGAAGCUGGCAGCGAGGAACUCACAUACAUGACAGAAAUCGCCUUGACGACCACUUCGAUCUAACAGAGGCAGGGGUGGAGAAGAAGAAGAGAGUGGAGAAGCGUCUGUCCCGGGAUGAGUACGUGGUCAACUGGUACAUGUGGUGCCCCGGACACGGCAACUGUCGCCGCAACUGUGGCGGAUAUGGCAAGUGUGUUAAUGGCUGUAAAGGAAAGACCCACAAGCAGGACCGCCAUAACUGCCGGCUGCUUGUAAACCUGAAGAUGUUCCUCAGUGAUACCGCCAAAUGGCGGGUUCACAUCAGCGGCAGUCACGUCCCACUUGAGUACAACAUCUUAUGGGAACCGCCUAAACAGAACCAGCAGCGAAUCAACGAAGACACGCGGGAUGUCAUCCUGGCAACUGUAGCCACGAAGAAGACGAGUUCCUCCCAAAUACAGGAAGUGCUGUCAAAGAAACCUGCAGCCGUCGACUUGCCUGUAGUCCCGUCAAAGAGAAAGAUUUGCCGCUUUGUGUCCAGUAUGAAGAAGCGACGGAAAAAAGAGGAAUUACAACUGUCGUGAUAACAGUUUAGAUGGUUUUGAAUCUGUUAAAGAUGAUGGUGAAGAUGGGUCUGAUGGGGAAGGGGCUGAGGGUGGUGACAUUGAGGGAGGAGAGAUUGAAGGGGAUCAAGAUUCGGAGGAAGUGAUCAAUGUUGAUGAAGAUGAUGAAGAAAAGGAUAAUGUAACGACUAGUUCCAUGCCAUGUGUUCCGACAUUCAAAGGAUUCCAAGCAGUGUCGGAUGCUGUGGGCUUGGAUGAGUCCAACAUAGUUCCCUCAGUGACAUGUUUCAAAAUGACGGACCCAGCUGGUAAUGUUUACUUUUCCUACACUAGAAAUGUGCCAGCCAAUGAGAACACAUCGUCUGCAAUAUUGACCAAUCAGAGUGUUUCAGGUAACCCAUCUGUAGCCCACAAUGACAUGGUGCUACAGAUAUCCUCAGGUGGUGCACAGACUGGGUUUUUAUACACUCCCACGGGAGAAGGGGUGGACAUGUCAGGGCCAGACCAGAGCAGCUCCGACCAAGAUGUGGCAGGCUGUAGUGAUCUUGGAGCAUUGUUUCUGGCAACAUUCAAACCUCAAUAAGUAGGCCAGACUGACACAUUUUGGUGGAGUGUCUGAAAUUAAGAGUAAAUGUUCAGGAGUCCUUAUUAAUCCGGGGAGUCCUUAUUACUAAGGAUUACAGUUUAACAGAGUCCUUUGAUCAAAAUGCUGUUGCAUCAAACCAGAUUGAAACGGAGACUCCUGAUAGAUUCCAACAGUUUGGGUAUGGCCAUAGUGUUGAGGACCAGGAGGUUCUGUUUAAGGAAGCUGCAUUGUGUUUUUCUGUUAUUUUAGUUUAUGAUUGGUUGUUGUUUAAUGCUGCACUCAGCAAUAUUCCUGUUUAUGAGCUGCAAUACCCAAAGACCCUUCAUAAUUUCCAAACCCAUCGAAUUUGAAGAUCCGGGUUAGAAUUGAUCUUCAGCAAACCAAGCGAAUGAUGGGAUCGAGUGGUACAGGCUCUUUGACUUGGUUGACACAUGCCAUCACAUCACA
Haliotis rubra (blacklip abalone) is the source of this 3245-nucleotide messenger RNA. Its product is annotated as gephyrin-like. The transcript is spliced from 9 exons. The record is from RefSeq and is a predicted model, not a curated record. Gene Ontology annotation, molecular function: molybdopterin molybdotransferase activity. NCBI's taxonomy places the organism in Eukaryota, Metazoa, Mollusca, Gastropoda, Lepetellida, Haliotidae. Gene Ontology annotation, biological process: glycine receptor clustering; establishment of synaptic specificity at neuromuscular junction; gamma-aminobutyric acid receptor clustering. Gene Ontology annotation, cellular component: cytosol; postsynaptic specialization; dendrite. The coding region runs from base 215 to 2233 and encodes 672 amino acids.